AUGCCCGUCAAGUCCAACAACGGCACCCUCGCCAACAAGUUCGCCCGCGCUGGUUACAACACCAUCGUCAAGCGCAACUCGAUCUUCUUGACCACCAUCUUCGUCUCUGCCUUUGCCGCCGAGAUGGUCUUUGACUCUGUCUCCGACCGCAUCUGGGAUAACAUCAACAAGGGUCGCCAGUGGAAGGACAUCUCCGCCAAGUACGCCACCGACGAGUAA
Messenger RNA from Linnemannia hyalina, 219 nucleotides. Lineage: Eukaryota; Fungi; Mortierellomycota; Mortierellomycetes; Mortierellales; Mortierellaceae. The record is from the annotation of a GenBank genome assembly.